AUGGGAUGGGUUCCCUUGACAGUGGCUUCGCUUAAAGAUUGGGAGGAAAAGCAAACCCAAUGCCGAAAGGAACAUUUUACAAUGGACAUCAACGAAAUUCCAACUAGCUCUUUUUAUGGUAAAAGAUUCAAAACCUUAGCUUCUGCAGUUGAUGCUGUUGAACAGGCAAAUAUUGGUAAUUCAGAACUUGAUGUCGUUAUAAUUCCACCAGAAGUGGAUUAUCAAACGGACGAGGAAGAAUUCGAUGAAGACGAUUUAUUAGUUGCAAACCUACCAGAAGAUAUUCCACAGCUUGUUGCCCAGAACUACGAUGGUGCUGCCGUAAUGGCUGGUCAUUUAGGAAGCCUUCAAGCUAAAGUGAAAGAGAAGUUUAAAAAUUCAAUUUUCGUUCACUGUAUAGUACAUAGACUUAAUUUGGUUUUAUCGCGAAGCAUGGAUAAUAUUAAAGAUUGCAAAGUUUUCUUUUCGACGAUUAGUGGACUGAACGUCAGUAAUUUAAACGAUCUUGCACCGAACCAGAGAGAAGAACAAAAAAUCUUAAGAUACUACCAAAGAAUAGAAAGAGAAAAAAAUAAUAAUUCCAGGUGUUAUAUAAAAAACAAUAAACUAAUUAUUGAUAAUAACGAGUACACUAUUGACGAACUGGCAGAAUUAGAACAUCGGGAAAUGGAAAUAAGAAAAGCAUCCAGUGCCCCAAGUACUCCUUCUCAGACUCUCAUAAGUACAGAAGAAACAGAAGGUAAUGAUGAUCAACAAUUAUUGGAGAAAGAAGAAAGAAAUAAAAAAACGGAAAACUUCAGUACUAAAGUUAAACAAGAUCAAAAACCAGAUAGUACUCCAAAGCCAAAUCCUACGAAACCCAAUCUUGCAAAUAAGCUAAACAAUCGAAAUAAUCAAAACAGGAACCUUUGUUCAGGAUCGACAUUUUCACAGAAUUCAAAAGCUUCAAAGUGGUACAAUCACGCAGGAUUGGAACCAAGUCUGAUAAUUCCUGGUCCGCGAGUGCGACAACUUGGACCAGUUUUGGCCAUUGAAGCUGUAAAUAUAGAAGACGGCGGUGUAUACCGGUGUUCGGCGUCGAACGCAGGUGGGGAAUCCAGUGCGGAAUUACGAUUAAUGGUCUCCACUAAUUUGCACGUAGAGAUUUCUCCGCCGCUGCUCAGCGUGCACAUGGGCGGCAGUGCCGAAUUCAGAUGCGUCGUAUCAUCGCAAAGUGGAGGACCGCAUCUUGUAACUUGGUAUAAAGAUGGCCGCCAGCUACCCAGUACAGGAAGAGGCUCCAGUGAAACGCUAAUAGUAAACAAUAUAGGUAGAGAAGACAGAGGAAUGUACCAAUGUGUGGUGAGAAGAGCUGAAGGUGACACUGCUCAAGCAGCAGCUGAACUGCAGUUAGGCGAUGCUCCUCCAAUUCUUCUGUAUAGCUUCAUUGAACAAACGCUACAGCCGGGGCCUGCAGUUUCUUUAAAAUGCAGUGCAUCUGGAAAUCCAACUCCUCAGAUAUCUUGGACGCUGGAUGGAUUUCCUUUACCUAGUCACGGAAGGUUCGUAAUCGGUCAGUAUGUGACUGUUCAUGGAGACGUAAUCAGCCACGUCAAUAUCAGCCAUGUUAUGGUGGAAGAUGGCGGGGAAUACACAUGCGCAGCGGAAAAUCGGGCAGGACGAAGUUCACAUUCGGCCAGACUCAACAUUUAUGUUCCCCCAAAAGUUAGCCCCUUCUACGCAGAGGAUACCCUGCACGUUGGAGACCGAGCUAGCUUAACCUGUUCCGUAACGAAAGGCGAUCUACCGUUAACUAUAUCUUGGCACAAAGAUGGCCGCUCUGUCGAACCAGCCCAGAUGAUGUCGAUAACGCAGGUGGACCAAUUCACUAGCAUUUUAGUGAUAGAGAGUCUAUCGCCGGAGCACAACGGCAAUUACUCUUGCGUAGUGAGGAACCUUGCAGCAGAGGUCUCCCACACACAGCAAUUAGUUGUUAAUGUUCCCCCUAUAAUUGAGCCCUUUUCCUUCCAAGACGGGCUGUCAGAAGGCAUGCGUACCCGUACCGUCUGCGGUGUGAGUAAAGGUGAUCCGCCCCUUGUGGUCUCUUGGCUCAAGGACGGGCAACCAUUGACGCCUAACCUGGGCGUCAACGUUUCGGCCCUUGACCCUUACUCUAGCCUCCUCAGCAUUUCUAGCCUUGAUUCGAGACACUCCGGCGAUUUUACCUGCGUGGCAAGCAACCCGGCCUCAGAGGUUAGGUACACUGCGAAACUGCAGGUCAAAGGUAACCACCCGAGCCUCUGUCCUUCUCACUCACCUCCCUCCUCACCCCCAGUACACACACCUACCGUUGCUUUGGCACAUGCGACGAUUGGACCCAAUGGUCAAGGUACUGUUGCACCGACUUUUGUUCUUGUUCUUCUCUCACUUUCACUUUCCUAG
Psylliodes chrysocephalus is the source of this 2421-nucleotide messenger RNA. The record is from the annotation of a GenBank genome assembly. Lineage: Eukaryota; Metazoa; Arthropoda; Insecta; Coleoptera; Chrysomelidae.